Molecule: messenger RNA, 2969 nt
Organism: Felis catus (domestic cat)
Lineage: Eukaryota; Metazoa; Chordata; Mammalia; Carnivora; Felidae
Gene: STAT4
Product: signal transducer and activator of transcription 4
Exons: 26
Coding region: 354-2666 (770 amino acids)
Biological process (GO): regulation of cell population proliferation; cell surface receptor signaling pathway via JAK-STAT; response to peptide hormone
Molecular function (GO): DNA-binding transcription factor activity, RNA polymerase II-specific; RNA polymerase II cis-regulatory region sequence-specific DNA binding
Source: RefSeq, a predicted model, not a curated record
ACCAGGUGGCCAGAGCCUUCCCGCACAGCCACACCAUUCCACCUUGGCAAAGGUACACUCUGUCACCCGCACAUGAUAUUUGAUGGCUUCCUGGAUCCACAGGCUUGAAUGCACAUGACCUCUCCAGAAGGGUGAGGAGAUGCCAGAGGUACAUAUUUACCAUCUGGAGUGAACCACGCAAUUCAUCUAGAAACCUGCCUCACCAUGAACUUGAAAUUAAUCACAGUGAUGAACAAGGAGAACAUGCUGGGUCAGAAAGUGUGCUGGCACUUCCUCAGUCCUCCAUGAAAUGUUAAAGAGUAACAGAUGUAACCCUGCAAAACGUCAACCAAUUCAGCGAGUUCACUGUGAACAUGUCUCAGUGGAAUCAAGUCCAACAAUUAGAAAUCAAAUUUUUGGAGCAAGUAGAUCAAUUCUACGAUGACAAUUUUCCUAUGGAAAUUCGACAUCUGUUGGCUCAGUGGAUUGAAAAUCAAGACUGGGAGGCGGCUUCCAACAAUGAAACCAUGGCAACAAUUCUUCUUCAAAACUUGUUAAUACAACUGGAUGAACAGUUAGGUCGCGUUUCCAAAGAGAAAAAUCUGCUCUUGAUACACAAUCUAAAAAGAAUUAGGAAAGUCCUCCAGGGAAAAUUUCAUGGAAAUCCAAUGCAUGUAGCUGUGGUCAUUUCAAACUGCUUAAGGGAAGAGAGGAGGAUAUUGGCUGCAGCCAACAUGCCCGUUCAGGGACCUUUGGAGAAAUCCUUACAAAGUUCUUCAGUUUCAGAAAGGCAGAGGAAUGUGGAGCACAAAGUGACUGCCAUUAGAAAUAGUGUGCAGAUGACAGAACAAGACACCAAAUAUUUAGAAGACCUGCAAGAUGAAUUUGACUACAGGUAUAAAACAAUUCAGACAAUGGAUCAGGGGGACAAGAAUAAUGCCCUAAUGAAUCAGGAAGUUUUGACUCUGCAAGAAAUGCUUAACAGUCUCGACUUCAAGAGAAAGGAAGCCCUCAGUAAAAUGACACAAAUAGUCAAUGAAACGGACUUGUUAAUGAACAGCAUGCUGAUGGAAGAGCUGCAGGACUGGAAGAGGCGCCAGCAGAUCGCCUGCAUUGGAGGACCGCUCCACAAUGGGCUCGACCAGCUUCAAAACUGCUUUACACUGUUGGCAGAAAGUCUGUUCCAACUCAGAAGGCAAUUGGAGAAAUUAGAGGAGCAGUCGACUAAAAUGACAUAUGAAGGUGAUCCCAUCCCCAUGCAAAGAGCCCAUCUGCUAGAAAGAGUCACCUUCUUGAUCUACAACCUUUUUAAGAACUCAUUUGUGGUUGAACGACAGCCAUGCAUGCCAACUCACCCUCAGAGACCGAUGGUACUUAAAACUCUCAUUCAGUUCACUGUAAAGCUAAGACUACUAAUAAAAUUGCCAGAACUGAACUAUCAGGUAAAGGUGAAAGCAUCUAUUGACAAGAAUGUUUCAACUCUAAGCAAUCGAAGAUUUGUUCUUUGUGGAACUCAUGUCAAAGCCAUGUCCAUUGAAGAAUCUUCUAACGGGAGUCUCUCAGUAGAAUUUCGACAUUUGCAACCAAAGGAAAUGAAGUCCAGUGCUGGAAGCAAAGGAAAUGAGGGCUGUCACAUGGUGACUGAAGAGCUUCAUUCUAUAACCUUUGAAACACAGAUCUGCCUCUAUGGCCUGACCAUAGAUUUAGAGACCAGCUCAUUACCUGUGGUGAUGAUUUCCAAUGUCAGUCAGUUACCUAAUGCUUGGGCAUCCAUCAUUUGGUACAAUGUGUCAACCAAUGAUUCCCAGAACUUGGUUUUUUUUAAUAAUCCUCCAUCUGCCACUUUGAGUCAACUCCUGGAAGUGAUGAGCUGGCAGUUUUCAUCAUACGUAGGUCGUGGCCUUAACUCAGAUCAACUCAAUAUGUUGGCAGAGAAGCUUACAGUCCAGUCUAGCUACAAUGAUGGUCAUCUCACCUGGGCCAAGUUCUGCAAGGAACACUUACCUGGUAAAUCAUUUACCUUCUGGACAUGGCUUGAAGCAAUAUUAGAUCUAAUUAAGAAACACAUUCUUCCUCUUUGGAUCGAUGGGUAUGUCAUGGGCUUUGUUAGCAAAGAGAAGGAACGACUCUUGCUAAAGGAUAAAAUGCCUGGAACCUUUUUGUUAAGAUUCAGUGAAAGCCACCUUGGAGGAAUAACUUUCACCUGGGUAGACCAUUCUGAAAAUGGAGAAGUGAGAUUCCACUCUGUAGAACCCUACAAUAAAGGCCGGUUGUCUGCUCUGCCAUUUGCUGACAUCCUUCGAGACUACAAGGUUAUUAUGGCUGAAAACAUUCCUGAAAACCCUCUGAAGUUCCUUUAUCCUGACAUUCCCAAAGACAAAGCCUUUGGUAAACACUACAGCUCCCAGCCGUGCGAAGUCUCAAGACCAACAGAAAGGGGGGACAAAGGUUAUGUUCCAUCUGUAUUUAUCCCCAUUUCAACAAUCCGAAGUGAUUCAACUGAGCCACAUUCUCCAACAGAUCUUCUUCCCAUGUCUCCAAGUGUAUAUGCAGUGCUGAGAGAAAACCUGAGUCCCACAACAAUUGAAACUGCAGUAUGUUCCCUUUCUUUUCCAUUGCUGGUCAGGGGCACUCCUAACGAAGCAAAUGUGGUACCUGUUACUCAAAAGGGCUCAAGUUCUGCCUGAGAAAUGAAGUCUCCAUAUUCUGCUGAAUGACAGGAUAAACCCUUGACACUCAAAUGAAGGAAGCAAAUGAAAAAGCUUAAAGACUGAUCUUUGCCAACAAUCAUAUCUUAUUUCUUCAGCUUUGUGUAGACCAAUUUCCAGGAAAUGGUUGAAGUCUGAAGCUCUCCUUUCACUGGCAUGACACCACCAAUUGGGAAUGUUUUGAUUGGAAUGCUAAAAACCAAAGCUUCAGAUAAACUUGCAAGAUAAGACACUUGAAGAAACCACUGUUAAUAUAACAUUAACAAAAGACUCGUUUGUAUA